ACAGGAAGAGUAUUACGCAACUCAUCAGUGUUUCUUGACAAACCGGUCGCUGUUCCUGUUAGUCUGGAAUGCCACGGACGGCGAGACCGGCCUGCUCAGCCUUCGCUUUUGGCUUGAGAAUAUCGAGGUUCGAGCUAGAGAUUCCCCAGUUAUCGUGGUGGCUACUCAUGGCGACAGCUUGCCGCAGGCAAAUUACAAGGCCCAUGUUGCCAGCCUCCAGGGCAAACUGCGCGAGCUCUAUUCGCGCGGACCAAACAAGUUUGCGUUCCCCCGCAUAUGCUCGGUGAUGCACGUGGUGAACUGCAAGGACGGCAAACAAAUGGAGCAGCUCAGGAACUACAUCUACAACAUCGCGGUGCAGUACUGCCCUCCCUCUCCAACAAACCUGAACGUGAUUCGACCUCCUGAUCUUGAACCACUGCUGGAGCAGAAAGUUCCGGAGACGUUUGUGAAGCUACAGGACAUAGUCAGGAGACUCGCCUUUCCUACUCCCAGCAGAACAGAGCCCCAAUCCUUUCGAGACAGGAAUACCUGGCCAAAGUGCGAGAGUCGGGAGAAAUCCAUGCGUCUAAUGAUGAGCUGGACCAGGCUACCAGCUUCCUGCACAGCAACGGGAUCCUUAUUCACUACACAGACAGCCAGUUGAGUGACCUCUACUUUGUCGACCCUCAGUGGCUCUGCUCCACUCUUGCCAACGUCAUCACCAUAAGGGAGAGAAAUCCACACGUCAAAGACGGUAUCAUCAGUUACCAAAACCUGAACCACAUUCUGCGUGGAACCAGUUCCAGAAUCGACGAAAUCAUCUCCGUCAUGAGGAAAUUCGAAGUCAUGUUCAAACUGGACGAAGAGCGCCACCUCAUCCCCUCCCUCCUCCCCCAGGACGAGGCGAACCCCUUCAUCAUUAUGCCUCAGAGUGCUCCACACGUCAGUAACGACACCGGCCGGGGUCUAACAGAGCUCCGCGUUGGACCCCCUGCCCCGAUAUCUUCCCAGCCCGACAUCCUAAUCCGUUACCUCUGUCUCCCCUUCACUCCCAAUGGGUUCUUCCCCCGACUCAUCGCACAGGUCAUGAACUCUGAGCUGGCGACACAGAUCCAGGCAUCGCUCAUGGCAGGACCUCUAGAUAGUGCCCACCUCCUGAACCAAGUCCACUGGGAGGCCUGGCGAACUGGCAUGUCUCUCGUGUGGAACCACAUGGAGAUCCUCCGCAUCGCCCCCCUCAGCUGGCCCCUCCCUCAUUCCAACGGUGCCGCCAUUAUCUCCAGUCUUCCCCUGCCCGAGGAGAGGGAGACGCUGCAAGGAAUGGAGAUCAUGGUGGCAGUUCUUCCGGAGGAUCAGACCCUCUGUUGCCCAAUUCUCCCCCCGGACCAACCCCACGACAGUGACAGUUGCAGCUGUAACAAGAGUCGUUGCAUGGCGACCUGGAUCCUUCAGAAGGUGACCGACCUGGCAGAGAUCGUGAUGGAGGAUUGGUACGAGGUUUUUGGUUUCAGACGAAACCUGAACAACCUUCUCAGCUGCAUGACGAGCCCUUGCCCGUGCUGCUUCAUGGCUUGCCAUGACCCGAGAAAGGAUGCCUCGUCAGAAAAUGGCACUCGAUCUGAGGCUGGCAGGAAGUUAUACAUGUUUACUCUUCCUUACUGCUCACUGAAUAGUGAGGGAAGGAUCGCGUGCCCUGAUCAUGGAGUCCUCCAAGUAGCUCAAGUUGCUCCUGACCUGGUGUUUGCUGACUUUGCCCCAGCCGCGCUGAUCCCAAACAAAGACGUGAAGCUACUGGAGAGGCUGGGAGAAGGCGGGUUUGCAAAAGUAUACCAGGGUCUCCUGACCAUAGGGACUGAGCAAAUGAAGGUGGCAGUGAAGGAGCUGGCGCCGAGCAGGAACCCCACUGAUCUCCAGACCCCAGAGCUGGAGCCAGAGAACCGCAGCUGGGCCGUCUACCACGAGGCAAGCGUGGAGGCCCGCAUGAUGUACCAGCUGAACCACCCCCACAUUCUGACACUGAUGGGUAUAACCCUCCACCCCAUUCGACUGGUGUUGGAGCUCGCCAGGGAAGACCUGGCAUCAACAGUCGUCCGCUACCAGAAGAAGAACAAGAGGUUCAGUAGACGAACACUCAGAGCAACUCUGAUGCAGAUAGCAGAUGCAAUGGCCUAUCUUCACUCCAGAAACAUUCUCUUUCGUGACCUGAAACCCGGCAACGUCCUCGUUUGGGAUUUCCCCCUGCCUCGAGAGCAGUGGAACCCCGACUCACAAAUUCUCGUGAAAGUGGCCGACUACGGGAUCAGCAAGCAGAUUUCGCCCCAGGGCAUCCACAGCAAGGCCGGCACGCCGCAGUACCUUCCGCCCGAGGUCCUCCUCAAUUCGGAGCACGAGGCCGCCUCGCUGAAAGUCGACGUGUACUCGUAUGGGAUGGUCAUGUACUACCUCUUCUCCUUCGGGAAUCCCUUUGGCAGCAGCCUGUUGGUUGGCUCCCAGCUCCGACACAGCCGUAGACCAGAGCUACAAACAAAGCACUGGCCCAACUCAGUUCAGAUGGUGGAGCUGAUGGCCUGGUGCUGGAGCGACAGGCCUAGACACCGCCCCUCCUUCGAGCAGAUCCUCUCAGUCCUCCGCGGAGAGACCAUCUACAGUCUGGUGGGAGGACUGCCUUUAGGGGACGUGGGAGAGGUACACGCAGCGGCUGUUAAGACCAUCGCCAUCCCUCACCGGAGACACUCCAGCACUUUCUCGCCUCCCUCCUCGGUUUCAGGUGGAAUGGGCCAGGGGCAGAGCUGCUUGAGACUGUCUUCCAUCAUCCCAGCUCGGGCCUGUGGGAUCGGAAUGGGGACCGGGAUAGAGGUUUGGUACGGAACCAUCAAAGGCAAACUGAACAUGGUCCGAUACCAUUCCACAGGGCACCUUUGUCAAGGCUGUUACACACAACUCAACUAAGUACAUCUCGUCAAUUGUGAUAGUGAGCGGCAAUAUGUGGGUGGCCACCAUUGGGGAAGGAUUGUGGGUGUACGACUCGGUGUCUCACCAGCUCCUCGCGAUGUGGGGAGAGACGGAGGAAGAAAAGGUCUACCAACUCAUCCAAAUAGAGUCCGCGGUUCUAGCCCUGACUAGGAGCGGGAUGUACCUCUUCACAGCUGAAUUAUCUGACAACUCACAGACAGUCACCAUCUUGGACCCUCUCCUUCAUCGCCCCUGCUCUGAGGCACAGAACACCGUGGGUGUCUACAUCCCUCGUAUGAGUGACGUCGCCUCGCCCGAGGUUUGGGCAUGUGCCCAGAAAGGAGAGUGGGUCCAGGUGCUCUACCCAACAGACCUCUCGAUAAGAGUCGAAGUGGAAAUACCGUCAAAUCAGAACAAGAAGAUACGACACAUGGUGACGACAGUCGUGGGGGAAAAGUACUGCGUUUUUCUCGCAGAUUGGCACAUGUUGUUGAAAUACGAGGUGAGGAGUAGGCAAAGGGUGGGGAGUGUGGACUGCCACGCUGCGAUUUGGAGCGAACGCCAUGCCACACCCAUCGAAAGUCAGCUGAAACAAGCACAGGUCACCUCUCUCGUUGCCGGGGACGACGGAGUCCUCUACGUCGGAAACAAAGUGGGGAAAAUCCUGCUCGUCAAGACGGACACUCUCGAGGUGGUUUCCCGUCUCGAUGCGUACGAGGGUUCUGUGCGAAGUCUCCAAAUGAUGCCCAUGUCCGAAGCUUUCACUCGAAUGAUCUCCUCCUUCGAUUCAACCUAUUCCCUCAGAGGUAAAAUGUCCACCACGCCCAGUUCUUCCUCCAUUGACAGCAUCUUCUCACCUCCACCUCUCUCCAGCAUUCCGGCCACACCCACCGGCUCCGAACAACACUCAGUCCUCCUGAGCUUUGGCGUCGGGUACAAGGGGGUCGUCGCCGGAGCAACCAAUCAUCCAGACGGGUUUCUUCUCCCGCACAGCCUGACGCAGUGUCCCUGCUGCACUCACUUUCUCACUCGGCCUCGCCCCGUUCCUUCAUCAACGCACCUACUGCUGUGGUCCAGGGAAGCUCACCCACACGGGAGUGAGGUUGACGGCAGAGAGGGAGAACACUUGGAUGGCUCCUCGGAAUAAAUUUGACUGUAUCACUUGCAAACGUUCUUUUCAAAAUAGUGUGCUGUUUUUCCCCAUAUCUCUGCUGGUUUUUUCUCUCAAAUUUUGGUCCUCAAACCACUAUACAAUUUCACACAAAUCAUACCUGAAUUUUAGGUCACUUGCACAAACCGCGUAAGAUG
Messenger RNA from Geodia barretti, 4242 nucleotides. NCBI's taxonomy places the organism in Eukaryota, Metazoa, Porifera, Demospongiae, Tetractinellida, Geodiidae. The record is from the annotation of a GenBank genome assembly.